This is a messenger RNA of Candidozyma auris, 2304 nucleotides long. It is a transcript of the gene MNL1, whose product is annotated as Mnl1p. NCBI's taxonomy places the organism in Eukaryota, Fungi, Ascomycota, Pichiomycetes, Serinales, Metschnikowiaceae. The coding region runs from base 1 to 2304 and encodes 767 amino acids. Gene Ontology annotation, biological process: sexual reproduction. Gene Ontology annotation, molecular function: DNA-binding transcription factor activity. The record is from RefSeq and is a predicted model, not a curated record. Gene Ontology annotation, cellular component: Ste12p-Dig1p-Dig2p complex; Tec1p-Ste12p-Dig1p complex; nucleus. The transcript has a single exon.
AUGAGCGGCAACCUGGGCUCUCCUGAGGGCAUGAUCUACGAAGACCAUUUCGAUGCACACAAUCAGCCGAGGAAAGUUCCCUCAGCUGACAGCUUUGCUGCUCACCUUGACUCGAAGCAAAACUUAGACCCACAACAUCAAAAAUCAAACAUCUCACUGGACCCGAAAAUGGGGAGAGCUUUCCGAGAUUCUGAUGUCAACGGCACCAUCGCUGCAUUUCCACAGGUCCCCGACUCAGGCUUUGUUUUCCUGUUAGAAAAUCCUUCGCUGGAUUUGAUGAAUUGGGAUCUUCCUGGAGCAUUCAAAGCGGACGAGAUGGACAUGGACCAGUCCCCUGGCUUUGACAACGGCAUGUUUGUGGACUCCAACAGCGGCCUCCCCGAGUCCGCAAAACAAGAAGAUGGCUCACUUAUGCACUUCAUCAAAGAGGACGACAACCUUGGUCUGAGAUUCAUAACAGAUUCCGCCAAGCGAGAUGAGUCAAACAGUGAUUUUGUCCCUGGUCUUCUAGACGGCAAACCUCAGCAUAAUUUCAGCAUGUCCCAACUAUCUACAAUAAGCAACCACUCAUCAAUACCCACUAAUUUUGACGACCGUGCGGCUGCACACUUCGAUCUAGAUCAUGGGUCCGUGAGUAAUGAUUAUGGUGAACUCGGUACGAAAAGGUUUGACGGUGACAAUCGCUCUCCUACCGGGAUUAACCCAGCAACAGCAUUCGGAAAUCAAGUUUCUAGUCACGAAUUUCAACAUGAGCAGCGAGCCAUGGACUCGCUUGGCGUCCAGUACCACACUCCAGAAACUGAAGUUCCGAACCACCCUAGAUCCCGCAGAAAUACCCAAAGUCAUAGAGCAUCGUUUCUGGCCGUCAAUGCAGACUUUCUGCCUUUGACAACUACCACAUCACUCACACCGUCAAUGAAUUCUAUGUAUUCAGCGCAAGCAUCAUUUUUUUCCGCUAAUCAAUUUAAUCGUUCGCUGUUUGACCAGCCUCCAUCGCUGAUUCAUCGCCCGUCUUUUGAUAUAUACCCACGCGGACGUGUGUCGCUCGAUAGCCAAGGCUCAAGUGUCAAUCCGCCUUCCCGGAACCCUCGUUCAUUCUCUAGUUAUAUCCCUUUCAUGGGCGAGCGUGACAGAGAGAGGAAGCAGCGAUCUCUGCCUGAGUGGGAUCAGCAGCAUCAGCAACAGCAACAACAACAGCAACAUGUGGCACAUCAAUCGCGUCAUCUUAUAAGAAGCAUUUUUAAGUCAAAUAAUGAACCUCCGGGGGAGGAACCAGCACCGUUUCUAGCCGAUGUUCUUGUCGAUCCCGAUGCGGAUGACAGCAAUUUUGCUAAUCCGGAAGAUAAUCCAGUGCCAGCGAAAAAAGCAAAGCGAACGCGUAUGAACUUGUUUAAUCGCUUCAAGACUGGUAAGAAUCAGCCACUAGAAUCUCAGCACGAACUCGUGAAGCAUGAAAGCCAUAGUUCAGUGGCAUCCAGCGAAAGAGAUGACAGCUCUCAUCAGAAUUCCAUAGUCCAACACUCACUACAAAACUCUGUCAAGACAGGAAACUCAUCUAAUCUGGGUAAUGUCCAGAUUUCUGAUUCUCAGCCACCACAAGAACCAGACUAUGCAUCAUUAUUUGAGAAUAUGGGCAAAAGGCGCCUUGGUGGAAUGAAGAACAAGAAGCCUGUUAAACAGGAGUCUGACUCUAAUAUCACUUCAUCUGUUUCUGCUACAGAAAAAUCAUCAUUGAACCAACUCAAUCGCCUGAGCAACGAGCACUCCGCAGAUUCACGUCUGGCAAGAAGCAUAUCACUAUCACAACACUCUUCUUUAACAGAAGAAAGUCACGCAGCCGGUCCCACUCCAUCACUGUCUUCAUUUGCCAGUGCAUCAAAACGUAUACUUGGACUGAGACUUUUGAAGAAAAAGGCUCAACAAUCCAAAGAUUCAGCACAAUCAGACGUCGUGGAGAUUGAUCUCGAAUCCCUCGACCUUCCGCCUGAUACCGAAAUCAUACCAACUAAUCCCAAAGGCCGUACUAGGGGAAGAAAGGAAGACAAAGCUGCCGACUUGGUGGACCUGUCCAAGAUAUUUGUUUGCACGUAUUGCCUGAGAAGAUUCAAAAGACAAGAGCACCUUAAAAGGCACUUUAGAUCUCUUCACACAGCAGAAAAACCUUACGAGUGUCCCAAAUGCCUGAAGAAGUUUAGCAGGACAGAUAAUCUCAAUCAGCACUUGAAGGUACACAAACAAGAAGAGGAAGAAGAGGCGGCGCGAGCAGUUGGUAGGACUAUAAUUAAGGAAGAAGAUGAGAUGUGA